Molecule: messenger RNA, 1942 nt
Organism: Dermacentor silvarum
Lineage: Eukaryota; Metazoa; Arthropoda; Arachnida; Ixodida; Ixodidae
Product: cytochrome P450 3A11
Exons: 10
Coding region: 1-1416 (471 amino acids)
Molecular function (GO): heme binding; iron ion binding; monooxygenase activity
Source: RefSeq, a predicted model, not a curated record
AUGGCGGAAAGGGCCGUCCAAGAAGCAAAGAAACUGCUCAAGAAGUGCCGGUAUGGAACGCUGGAGUUCUACAGUGCCCUGCUAGAAUGGUGGAACAUGCCAAGGGACGACCGCCUAAAGUCGCCCGCACAACGACUCAUGGGCCUCUUAAGUUUGAUCUGCCCAUCUGACCUUAGCUUCACACUUCUAUUUAGCGUCCUCAACUGCCUGCACACCGUGCACAUCCCGCAGAUAUUCGUCAUUAUGGACGAAUGCAGCGACACCAUGAUCGAGCUGCUACACCAGAAGGCGGCGACGGGCGAGGCCGUGGAGGUGUCGAAGGCCUUCAGGCGCGCCACCAUGGACACCAUGUUCAAGGCGGGCUACGGCGUCAACCUCAAUGUCCAGCGGAGCACUCCUGGAGGACCCCUGGAUCAGAUGGGCGACGGUGCUGGGGCGCUGCUGCGAAGAGUGCCCCUCCAAGGAAUCAGUUUUCUCUCCAACUGCUUCCCGGAGCUGCACCAUCUCUGGUUUCUUCUCUCGUGGGUGACGUCACGGGUGGUGGUACCUUACUUCACUCUGACCACGAAGCUCAUCCAGCCGGUUAUGUCCGAGAGGCGGGCGAAGGCGCUGCGUGAGAAAGCUGAUGUUCUACAGCUUCUUCUGAACAAGGAAAGCACGGGCGAGCUGUUCAAGAAUGACGCACACGGAUUCGACGGGAAAACGAAGCUGGCGUUAACAAGAGAAGAAGUGAUCGCGAAUUCUGCAUUUUAUUUGAUUGCCGGCCUAGAAGCAACGCCAAACACGAUGGGCCUCACUCUGCACCUUCUCGCGUUGCAUCCUGAGAUUCAAGAGAGGCUACAGGCUGAGAUCUCGGAGGUUCUCCAGAAAGACGGCAAGUUUACAUCGAAGAACGUGAUGGAAAUGCCCUACAUGGAUAUGGUUUUGAACGAAUCUAUGCGCUUCUACACUGGAGUGGUCGGCUUUGUUACACGGCGUGCAGCAAGCGACUUCGAAUUCAAGGGCACCAAAAUUCCCAAGGGUCUCAGCGUCAUGGUGCCGGUCACUUACCUACAUCACGACCCCGAAGUUUGGCACGAGCCAGAAAAGUUCGAUCCAGAAAGGUUCAACCCAGAAAACAAGUCACAGAUCCACCCGGUCAGUUUCCAGCCUUUUGGGAAAGGCCCCCGGGAAUGCCUUGGAAAAAAUUUUGCUCUCGUCGAGAUGAAACUGAUGCUCUCCAAAUUCCUCGCCAAUUUUCGGGUAAUCGUUGAUGAGGAGCAUCACAAGGAACCUAUCAAGCUCAGCUCGGCGUUCAUCACCACAGUGGUCAACGAUGGCAUCUGGCUCAAGCUUGAGAAAAUGCAACGCGAUCCAAGCACGGGUUCAAUGAGGAAAGCCCGCACGGCAGCACUUGAAACACGCAUCAACGCUUAGUCACCUUCUCGACAAUUUUCACCUGUACCUUACCUUACCGUUUGGAGCUUGAAGGUUUCAACCGCUCUUAGUUCGCUAGCUGUUAGUUCUCUAGCAGGCACAUCAGUACACGUGUUAUUUCUCAGGACAUCUCACAUAGCCGGAAUCGAAAUGACUCGUCUCCUCUUCUAGUUUCUAGGUGAUACCGUGCUUCUCGGGGCAGUAGAAGAAGUUUCUUGUUUUGCUUGUUUGUCUUUUUCAGUCAAGUUUCUUCGUGUUCAUUAGCUGCAAACUAUAAGAAACUCGGCCACUGAAUUGUCGGUUAUCCAGAAAUCUUUAUUAGCUUAUUUUUUUUUCUCUGGGAGCGGGGACCGCCAUUUCGUAGAUUACCCGGUCGGUAAAAAUUUCUCUAAUACCUCAACGACUAAACAGAAUAAAAACGUUCAUGACGAUUCACUUAACAACAAGAACUAAUAUCGCGGUGGGCGGCAUCUGUUUGAAGGAGUCGACCCGACUUAUAGCGCUCAACAUAUCUUCACCUGUUAGC